AUGGUUGGGUCCAAUGAAACCUCACCUGUAUUAGGAUUCAUUCUCCUGGGCCUCUCUGCCCACCCAAAACUGGAGAAGACGUUCUUUGUGCUCAUCCUGUCCAUGUACCUGGUGAUACUGCUGGGCAAUGGAGUCCUCAUCCUGGUGACCAUCCUUGACUCCCACUUGCACACUCCCAUGUACUUCUUCCUGGGGAACCUCUCCUUCCUGGACAUCUGUUACACUACCUCUUCAGUUCCCCUUAUUCUUGACAGCUUCCUCACUCCCAGGAAAACCAUUUCUUUUUCUGGUUGUGCUGUGCAGAUGUUUCUGUCCUUUGCCAUGGGAGCCACAGAGUGUGUGCUCCUGAGCAUGAUGGCCUUUGAUCGCUAUGUGGCCAUCUGCAAUCCCCUUCGCUACCCUGUGGUUAUGAGCAAGGCUGCUUAUGUGCCCAUGACUAUUAGUUCUUGGGCAGCUGGAAGUAUCACUGCCACUGUACAGACAUCCUUAGCAAUGAAACUUCCCUUCUGUGGAGACAAUGUCAUCAACCACUUUACCUGUGAAAUCUUGGCUGUCCUGAAAUUGGCCUGUGCUGACAUCUCCAUUAAUGUGAUUAGCAUGGCAGUGGCCAAUGUGAUCUUUUUAGGUGUCCCAGUCCUUUUCAUCUUUGUCUCCUAUGUCUUCAUCCUUGCCACCAUCCUGAGGAUCCCCUCAGCUGAGGGCAGGAAAAAGGCCUUCUCCACCUGCUCUGCCCACCUCACAGUGGUAGUCGUCUUCUAUGGGACCAUCCUCUUCAUGUAUGGGAAGCCCAAGUCCAAGGACCCACUGAGGGCAGACAAGCAGGACCUUGCAGACAAGCUCAUCUCCCUCUUCUAUGGGGUGGUGACCCCCAUGCUGAACCCCAUCAUCUACAGCCUGAGAAACAAGGAUGUGAAGGCUGCUCUGUGGAGCCUGGUAAGUCAAAAUAGGGGGAUUCCCAAUGAUUCUGCGCUCUAUGACUUCUAUCUGAGGGUCCCAGAGAAUUAA
This is a messenger RNA of Octodon degus (degu), 1005 nucleotides long. Its product is annotated as olfactory receptor 13C7-like. The coding region runs from base 1 to 1005 and encodes 334 amino acids. Gene Ontology annotation, biological process: G protein-coupled receptor signaling pathway. Gene Ontology annotation, molecular function: olfactory receptor activity; G protein-coupled receptor activity. The transcript has a single exon. Gene Ontology annotation, cellular component: membrane. The record is from RefSeq and is a predicted model, not a curated record. NCBI's taxonomy places the organism in Eukaryota, Metazoa, Chordata, Mammalia, Rodentia, Octodontidae.